This is a messenger RNA of Poecilia latipinna (sailfin molly), 1499 nucleotides long. RefSeq lists its product as uncharacterized. The transcript has 11 exons. Gene Ontology annotation, molecular function: NAD+ poly-ADP-ribosyltransferase activity; zinc ion binding. Gene Ontology annotation, cellular component: nucleus. NCBI's taxonomy places the organism in Eukaryota, Metazoa, Chordata, Actinopteri, Cyprinodontiformes, Poeciliidae. The coding region runs from base 233 to 1249 and encodes 338 amino acids. The record is from RefSeq and is a predicted model, not a curated record.
UAACUUAUUUCUGAAGUUAGUAUACUUUAUAGUUGACAGUUGCCUUUGAACCAUUUGUUAGCACAUGUAGCUACAUCCAUAUGGCUGAAGACCAAAGAGUCCAUCGUCACAUAUUGACAGAGUUAACUUGUAAAAAGCAACUGGAGUUUCCCCUCCCUCUCCCUCUCAAAGAAAUGAAAGUGAAACUAUUUAUAUCUGUGAAAUGACAGCGUAGCAGAAGGAUUUUAGCGCAAUGAGUGACGAUCAUUAUCAGUGGCAACUGCUGAACGGCAAUCAGUGGCUGAAAAUCGACAACGAUCAUGUGAUCGAGACUCACUACUGCCAGCCUGGAGCAAAGGGGAUCAGCAUCAACACAAGCCUCGGGGUAGUUUUUAUAGACUUCGAUGAGCUGAAGACUGAUAACCCAACACUGAGGGUGCAGAGACUGAGCUUUGUCCCUCAGGGUCAAGAAGAGGACAUCGGAUGGUACUUCAGAGACGACAGCCUGUGGUGUGAAUAUGGAUCACAGAGCUCCAACAUGUCAUCGUCGUCCAUCACCAGCAAAGACAUCGAGACUCAUUUCACUCAGAACCCUCAGGGAGUCAUUCAGUUCAGCGUUGGCUCGACCGGAUACUCACUGGAUUUUUCCACCAUGACCCAAACCAACGUCGCUACAGGCUUGCGCAGAAACGUGCGCAGGAGACCGAAAUUCACCUCAAGCCCUGCAAGCAUUAGCUACGCUUCAUCCCUCCCUCUGGCUUCACAAUCCCAGUUACACAAUCCCAGCUUCAAGUGGGAGUUUAUGGGAGAUGAGGGGCAGUGGACAGAAUACCAAGCACAUAUAUGUUCGCUUGACAGCGCUGCCAUUGAGAAGCAAUACCAGCUGAACCCACAGGGCCAGAUCCUCUUCAAUAUCAGAAACUUCUCAUACAAGCUGGAUUUUGCAAGAAUGUGUCAAAUUAAUAAUAAUAUUGGGACAAGACGAAGCGUGAAGCGGAUUCCGGACUACGGACCUCAGAAAAACAACAGCUCAGGUACAAAUGUCCAUUGGCAGUUCCAAGAUAUCGAUGGGACUUGGAAAGAUUAUUCCAAAAGUUAUCGUCAAUGCAGCGUCUCCAGUCCAGACAUUGAACUCCAGUACCAGCUGAACCAGUCAGGCAUUAUGACAUUUGCCACCGGCAGGUUCAGCUACGAGCUCAACUUCUCAGCCAUGACUCAGAGGAACCUGUCCACAAAUACCACCAGGUCGGUGAGACGACUUCUCCAGUGAUUGGGACGGAUUGUUCAGAGGGAGGAGAGAUAUUUGGACGUUUUCCUCAUAAGCCAUCUUGUUUCUAUCUUGUUUGGUGUUUACAGUACUGUUGACCUGAAUGAGGCUGAGAUGCUCAUAGGUUUUCAGUCCACUUUAGAGUUAAAAUUUGGGUUUACUUUCUGACAAGAUACAGAAUAUCUCUUAUCUAAAGUAUGUUCUCGUACAUCAUUCUGGGCUCCUACAGCUUUUCAUGUCAAAAUCCCAAAAU